Molecule: messenger RNA, 1365 nt
Organism: Paramecium tetraurelia
Lineage: Eukaryota; Ciliophora; Oligohymenophorea; Peniculida; Parameciidae
Exons: 3
Biological process (GO): DNA replication initiation; DNA replication
Cellular component (GO): nuclear origin of replication recognition complex; nucleus
Molecular function (GO): ATP hydrolysis activity; DNA replication origin binding
Source: RefSeq, a predicted model, not a curated record
AUGAUUUAACAAUUAGAAGAAUUAUUUACAGAAACCCUUUAAUAUAACAAACUGUAUUGGAUUUUAGGAUAGUACAACAAUACUUAUGUGAUUGGUCCCAAUGGGGUUGGAAAAACAACAGCAGUUCAUUUUUGUUUAGAUAAACUUAAAAUACCAUAUAUAAGGAUUAAUAUGAUGUAGUGUUUGACAAAGUAAAGUUUAUUAUAAGCAAUCGUUAAUGAGAUUAGCGAACUAUGGAAUCAGGAAUUAACAAAAAUAAGCAAGUUUAGCGAACUAAUUAUUAGAUUAAACACAAUUAUAUCAACAUCUAAUUAGAAGAAUAGACGAGCAUAUAUAAUUAUUGAUGCUCCAUAAUAUCCUUAAAUUGAGUUUAUUUAUUUGUAAAAAUUAUUCGCGCUUUCAGAAAUAAAAUCUAAAACUUGCUCAGUUAAUUUUAUUUUUAUUUGUAAUCAAUUACCCAACAUAAUUGAUAUGCCUUUGGGAAUUACGAUGAUAUUUCAAUCAUUUGAUGAAGAAUUAUAAAUAAGAAUCAUUUAUGCUCACAUAAUGUAUAGAGCAAUUAUGCUUGAGGAUUAUUAAGUAUAAAAAUAAGACAAUGUGCGAGCAUUUGCUGGAUAAGUAGCCAAAGAUGUCUUCGUUACAUUUUCAAUAAUCACAACUAAUUUAAAUAAUUUAAUUUAAAUUGCUGUAGGUUUGUUUGAGAAUUUUAUUUAUUAAUGUGUAAAUUUAACUAAUGAAGAAUAACUAUAGAUUAGAUAAUAAUACUUGAUUGCAAGAAAAUUAUUGUUUGAAAACCCAUUCUUAUAAAUAAAUUCGAAAGAAUUUAAGGAUCUAAUUGAAGAAGUUGAAUCUUAAAAAAACCCUCAGUAAAAAUCCAUUUAAGAAUCCAAAAAAUAAUAAGCAGAAACUAAAACAGCUAUUUAAACAUUAGAAAUUUAAAAAAUUAAAUUGCCUAAACUGCCCUCUUUGAUCCUAUUAUCAUCUUAUUAUGCCUCUAGAAAUCCUGAAAAAACGGAUGGAACUAUUUUCAGAGAUCUUAAGAAAAAUAAAAGAUAAUCCAAAGUUAAAGAGCAAUUGAAAGUCAAGUAAAAAGUUUCUCUUUAUCGAUUAAUUGCAAUUACAUAAUCCUUAAUGUCAAUUAACGAAAACAAGGAAUUUUCAAUUGAGAAACAACAAUUCAAUUAAUCAGUAUAAUUCUAUCAAUAAAUAUAAUUGCUAAGUGACCAAGGGUUUAUUAAAGUUCACCAUAAAAAAGACGAUAUUUUAAAUAAAAUAAAAUUAGAAUGUUAAAUAACAGAAAAAUAAGCUUUCGAUCUUGCCGCUGAACUUAACAUUUAAUUCAAUGAAUUUUUAUCUGCAUUUUGA